AUGCUGGAGGUCAAAGCUGAUGAGUGGUGGCUAGAGACUAGUCAGAGGUUGGAAGCUACAGGUGAGGUUAUCACCUGGGCUGUUUUCAGUAGGGAUUUUAUCAGGAAGUACUACCCUGAGUAUGUCCGUGGGAAGAAGGAGAUUGAAUUUCUCGAGCUGAAGCAAGGAAAUUUGCCAGUUAUAGAUUAUGCUGCAAAGUUCGUGGAAUUGGAAAAGUUCUAUCCUCACUAUAACGGGGCAACCGCUGAGUUUUUGAAGUGCAUCAAAUUUGAGAACGGGUUGCGUCCAAAUAUCCAGAAGGCAAUUGGAUACCAAAAGAUUCGCAACUUUCCGGAUUUGAUAGAUAACUGUAGAAUUUAUGAACAGGACAAUAAUGCUCAUUAUAUGAUCCUUAAUGAGAAGCGAGGUAAGCACCAACAAAACCGUGGGAAGCCGUAUGAUGCUCCAGCUGGUAAGGGUAAACAAAAACUUGCUGAUGAGGUAAAAAGGUUUUUCUGUUGUGGUAAAAUCGGGCACACAAUAGCGGGUUGCAAGCAUAAGGAGGCAAUUUUCUUCAACUGCGGUGAAGAAGGACAUAUUUGUAGUCAAUUUCAGAAACUGAAGAAGACACAAUCUGGUGGUAAAGUGUUUGCUUUGGCAGGAACUCAGACAACUAAUGAAGACAAAUUGAUCAGAGGCACAUGUUUCAUUAAUAGUACUCAUUUAAUUACUAUUAUUGAUAUUGGUUCUAGUCAUUGUUUUAUUAUUGUUGAUUGUGUGGAUAAGUAG
Vicia villosa (hairy vetch) is the source of this 768-nucleotide messenger RNA. RefSeq lists its product as uncharacterized. The transcript is spliced from 2 exons. Bases 1 to 768 code for a protein of 255 amino acids. The record is from RefSeq and is a predicted model, not a curated record. NCBI's taxonomy places the organism in Eukaryota, Viridiplantae, Streptophyta, Magnoliopsida, Fabales, Fabaceae.